Molecule: messenger RNA, 1230 nt
Organism: Stylonychia lemnae
Lineage: Eukaryota; Ciliophora; Spirotrichea; Sporadotrichida; Oxytrichidae
Source: the annotation of a GenBank genome assembly
AUGAGUUAAUUCAGGAACUCGAUUGGGAAAAUAGCAACAUUAGCACUUCUAAUUGCUACUCAAACACUUGCUCUAGAUAAUGGUCUUGGACUAACACCAUAAAUGGGAUGGAAUACUUGGAAUAAAUUUGGAUGUAAGAUCAAUGAGAAGCUGAUUAUGGAAACUGCUGACUAUAUUGUUAAGUUAGGAUUAGAUAAAGUAGGCUACUAAUACGUCAAUGUUGAUGAUUGCUGGCUUCUAGAGCAGAGAGAUAAAGAUGGACACAUUAUUGUUGAUCCAAAAGCUUUUCCCUCUGGCAUGAAAGCACUUUCAGACUAUAUUCACUCAAAGGGCUUGAAAUUCGGGCUUUAUUCUUCAGCUGGAUAUUUCUCCUGCGAACAUCGCGCUGGAAGUAUGGGAAGUGAGGAGAUUGAUGCCAAGGAUCUAGCAAGUUGGGAAGUAGACUAUGUAAAAUAUGAUAAUUGCAAUCAUGGCGGGCAGCCUAAUUACUAGAGAUUCAAGAAGAUGAGUGAUGAGCUAAGAAAAACUGGUAGAUAGGUAUUUUUUAGUAUUUGCAAUUGGGGUGAUGAAAAUGCUCCAGUAUGGGGAAAAGAAGUUGGCAACAGCUGGAGAACGACCCAAGAUAUCUUCAAUCAUUUUACGUCUGUGGAAUAUAACUUUAACCAAAAUUAAAAGUUCGCUGAACAUGCAGGCCCAGGUCACUGGAACGAUCCAGAUAUGCUUUAAAUAGGAAAUAAUGGUAUGACUCCUAAUGAGGAAAGAUCCCAUUUUGCUCUAUGGGCAAUCGCUAAAGGUCCCCUUAUUAUGGGAAAUGAUUUGUAAAACAUAAGACCUGAAAGUCUUGAGAUUUUAAAGAAUACUGAGGUUAUAGGUGUGAGUCAAGAUACACUUGGAAAGCAAGGCUUGUGCAUGGUCAACUGUGGCCCAUUAGAAUUUAUCUGGAGAAGACCUUAAGUUAUUGCUGCACCUAUGUCCAACAAAGAUGUUGCUGCUGUAAUAAUUAACUGGAGGGAGCUUAAUCACGGGGAAUUCUCAUUCAGCGUAAAUGAAAUAGGUCUAGAGCUAAAGAAUGAUGAAGUAUAUCUUGUUAGAGAUUUAUGGGAACACAAGACAUUAGGUCCAUUCUCCUCAGAAACUUAUACAGUGCCUUCUAUUCCUGGUCAUGGUAAUCAUGCCCUUAGAUUUAGUAAAUACAAAAAAGGUAAAGAACCACAGUUUGUAACUGAAUGA